CCCCCAUUGCCUUUUUCUCCAAGAGAUAAUCGCCAGCACAAGAACGUUAUAGUACUUUUGGACGCGAACUCUUAGCUAUGUAUUUAGCAGUAAAGCAUUUCAACUUUUUGCUACAGGGUCGUGAUUUCAUCAUUAUGACAGAUCAUAAACCCCUUUGCCAUUCUUUUAGCACAUCGUAUGACAAACACUCCCCACGAGAAGCAAGACAACUUGAUUAUAUCUCACAAUUUACCACAGACAUCAGGUUUAUCAAAGGUCACACGAACAUUGUUGCAGAUGCACUAUCUAGGAGGGAUAUCAAUACGAUGGUACUCAAUCAUGACAUCAGCCUUGAAACGUUGGCUAAAUUACAUGCAGACGAUGCAGAAUUAAAAGCCUGCAAAGAAAAGUCUAGCUUAGACCUCAAACCUGUACCUACUCCCCUUUCAGACGAAUUCAUCAUGUGCGACACUUCAACAGGCAACAAUCGUCCGUUUGUCCCACAUGCUUGCCGACGAAAAAUAUUCCAGCAUUUGCAUGGUCUUUCACAUCCAGGCAUCAGAGCAACAACAAAGCUCAUUACCGAACGUUUUGUGUGGCCUAAAAUCAACUCGGAUGUUAAACGUUGGACACGUAGCUGUCUCCAGUGCCAACGCAGUAAGACGCAAAAACACACCUACAGUCCAAUUGGGAAGUUCCCUAUCCCUGACAAACGCUUCCAUCACGUGCAUUUAGAUUUAGUUGGGCCUCUGCCACCAUCAAACUCUUUCACACAUAUCCUCACCGCAAUAGAUAGGUUCACAAGAUGGGCCAUAGCAUGCCCCAUUAAAGACACAUUGGCAGAGACAGUGGCUUCAGUUUUCCUCGACCGCUGGAUAUCCAACUUUGGCGUACCAUCAACAAUCACAACAGACCGCGGUCCCCAAUUCCAGUCCGUCCUAUUUCACGAGUUCACUAAACUUCUUGGAGUAAAUCAUGUUAAAACGACAGCUUAUCAUCCGGCAGCUAAUGGCAUGGUUGAAAGAUUCCAUCGCCAACUAAGAAGCUCUCUGAUGGCACAACCGGACUCUUCAAAAUGGAGCGAUGCUUUACCGCUCGUUCUCCUUGGGAUUCGCUCGUCUGUAAAGGAAGACAUCGGAUGCACGGCCGCUGAACUAGUCUAUGGCACGACAUUAACGUUACCAGGACAACUGGUCAAGAAUGAAACCACAACACCAGGAGACCCUUCUCGUUUUGUAAGCAGAUUACUACAAAUGAUGCAGAGCAUCAGAGCAAUACCACCUCGAGAAUACGACAACCGAGUCCAUCUCGAUAAACAUUUAGAAACGUGCAAGUUUGUUUUUGUUCGAGUAGACGCGGUAAAAACGCCACUAACACCACCAUAUGAAGGCCCUUAUAAAGUAAUAAAACGCACUCACAAAUAUUUCAUUAUCAACAAAAAUGGGAACCAUGAGACAAUUUCUAUAGACCGAAUAAAACCAGCUUUCUACGAAGUCCCUCAAGACACAGAAGACAAUACUGCGAACAAACAAUCACUCCCAUCUAUUGCUAAGAAACAAGAGGAAGAGGAAAAACUUAGCACUACACCCUCUUGUUUAACACGUUCUGGGAGACUUAUAAAAAACCAAAGCGUUACGUACAUUUUGCCAUAUAAAAAAACUAAAACAAUCAAAGCAAACAAUUAUCGAGGACCUACACUAUCAAUUCCAUCUAAAAAAAAAUUUUUUUUUAACAGUAUAUGAUUAAUCACAUUUUCCCACAAUUAUUCGUUUUGUCACUUUUUCAAAAAAAAAAAAAUUUUGUCACAAAAAUAAACGGUUCAAUUUUGUUUGUGUGUGUGUGGGUCAUUAACAGUUUUACACAUUAUCAUUGUUAGCUAAACAAGACAUUAAAUGACAGUAUAUUCUUUUUUUUUUGUGUUUGUUAUUCUGUGA
Molecule: messenger RNA, 1913 nt
Organism: Schistosoma haematobium
Lineage: Eukaryota; Metazoa; Platyhelminthes; Trematoda; Strigeidida; Schistosomatidae
Exons: 2
Coding region: 78-1721 (547 amino acids)
Biological process (GO): DNA integration
Molecular function (GO): nucleic acid binding
Source: RefSeq, a predicted model, not a curated record